Messenger RNA from Knipowitschia caucasica, 228 nucleotides. The record is from the annotation of a GenBank genome assembly. Lineage: Eukaryota; Metazoa; Chordata; Actinopteri; Gobiiformes; Gobiidae.
AUGACCACCGUCGACAUCCUGGGUUCUGCCAAGGCCAUAGUGAAGCAGUGCUCGAGUAAAGCCACGUGUAACGGCGCCGCGGCCUCGGCCUCCACAGACGCCAACGGGAACGGGAACAUCGUCACCUGCUGCAGCGCCUUCAACCUGUGCAACUUCAGCGGAGCGGACUCCCUGGGUCCUAGAGCCUGCUUCGUGCUCCUGCUGCCCCUGCUGCUGCUGCUCACAUGA